Messenger RNA from Phlebotomus papatasi, 6043 nucleotides. It is a transcript of the gene axo, whose product is annotated as axotactin. Bases 756 to 6026 code for a protein of 1756 amino acids. Lineage: Eukaryota; Metazoa; Arthropoda; Insecta; Diptera; Psychodidae. The transcript is spliced from 7 exons. The record is from RefSeq and is a predicted model, not a curated record.
GAGAACCCAAAGAAUGAGAGCAAGAGGGAGAUCACCGAGGAUGAAUCUCUCCCCCACUUAUCAUCAUCCCACGCUCGGAGAAUCAUCGUGGCGAUUCCAGACCACUUUUUACUGCCAAUAUCACGAUCAGUGUGUACCGUGUUGAGCACGAGUGUUAACGCGUUUUUUUGUCCAUUGUCCCAGACGUUUUGCAAAGAGUUGUAGAAAAAAAAAAUAGCUAGUAGCCCCCCAUUGUACCUCAUCUCAUCAUCAAACUUGGAUAGAGGAUUAUCUCUCUCUGGCGCGCAUUUGUAAAAUGAUGCCCCCACAGUAAACUCAUCCAGUCGAUCUCUCCAGCUCUUUAGGAUUAUUUAUUCAGUUGGAUUUCUCCACUUGCAAGUUCACUUUCUGGAGAUUAUAUAAUCAUCCAGAGAAGAUCAAUUAGGUAGAAAUCAAAAGUGCUAGAGUUCAAUUAAAAGGAUAAGAAGUGAUCAGGUGCUUAAGAUCCGCGUAAAACUCCUCGAAAUCCCGUUUCAUUCAUCAACUGCGGAAAAGCCCAAUUUUUCUGGGUUCUCCAUUGUGUUCUGUGCUAGAGGAGUGAGUGAAAAAAAAGUUUACCAAAUUUAUCUCACAACAAUAUUCGUUGUGUUUGAGGACAAAAAAGGUGUUUCACCACAUUUUUUUUCUAGGCAUGUAACGUCACCAAAAACUUUCAACUCCUGCGACGUGGUGGAUCUGGUGGAUUACUGAGCACAUUGAGAGAAGAGUAAAUCAAUAUGAAAGUCCUCAGUUUAAUUAUCUUCUUGGGUAUUUUUAAAUCGUGCAUUUUGGAACAGAAUUUGGAUCACAAUGGACAUUCAGAGACAAUUAUAAACAGUAGUGUUAUUCACAAUGGACAACAAACGACGCCGAAUUCGGCUGAAGAAUCCACGAAAAAUGAUCAAAUAAUUACAACAACAUCUUCAUUUAUUGGACGAACGGGAAUUCCUUAUGAAUUCCGAGGAUCUGAAUUGACUUUUGAGGAAUCAGGUCACGAGAAAACCUUCCUCUUUGCUCAAAACAACACCUUCAUCCAAUUGGAUGGAGAUAUCAUUCAGACUUUUCAACUGAGACUCUGUCGAGAGAUAUCAUUUCAAUUCCGAACACGUCUUCCACAUGGACUUUUGGUUUAUCACAAUGUGAAAAAUCCCGAGGGUAUCACCCUCGAUCCCUAUGCCCUGUACGUGAUUGUCGAAAAGGGUCAACUGAAAGUUGUUCAUGUAUUCGGAAAGCACUCUACAAGCGUUACAGUUGGCGAAGGACUCAAUCGUGAUGAAUGGCAUAGUGUUAUGGUGCGAAUUGAUGUUCAUGGUGCCAGAUUAAUAGCUAGAGUAGAUAAUAAUCAAGAAGAAGUCUACCUAAAGGGUCUCAAUCACGACACCAACUACGGAGUUUCAACCAAUCUACCAUCAGUUAUUCUUGUUGGUGGAUUGAGCUCAGAAGAGAAACUCCAUGGAGUUAAAUACAUUAUUGAAUCAUUUGUUGGAUGCAUAAGGAAUAUUGUGCUAAGUUCAGGAAAGGCAGCAUCUGAUCUACUGCCCAUUACACCUUUAAUUGCGACUAAACAUGAGAAUGUCAAGGAGGGAUGCCUCAAUAUGUGCCAUACCAGAGAAAAUCUCUGUUUCCUCAAUUCCAAAUGUAUUAAUCAUUACUACGAUAUUUCUUGUGACUGUUUUGGUACAAAAUACGAAGGAGAACAUUGCGACAUUUACACCGCUACAGUAUUAACCCUUCGGGGAUCGAGCUAUGUUUCCUAUAGGAUUUACGAUUGGAAAGAUCGAACACAUUCCCCUUUUACGAGGAUCAGUCUUAUGUUCAAGACGCGCUUUGACGAUUCAGCUCUAUUUUAUGGAAGUGGAGAGACUCUCAAGCAACAGUACAUUGGAGCAUCAAUUAAAAAUCACUCAGUUUAUGUGGAAAUUGAUUUUGGAGAUGGAAUAAUGAGUGCUGUUCUGGGUACCGAUCUCACAUCUCAUUAUUGGCACAAUUUAACAAUUCUUCAUCAUAAUGACGAAAUUCAUUUGAUUCUCGAUGAUCAGUACAAGAUUAUAGAAAUUCAAGGUUCUGUACAGAAUCUCCUCUUUGACCCAGAAAUUCAUUUUGGUGGUGGACCAGAACUCAACAAGAAAAAGGGUCUUGUAUCAAAGAAUAAUUUUGCAGGAUCCCUCAAGUAUGUCUUCUUCAAUGAGGUCUCUAUACUCUAUGAACUGAAGAAAGGAAGCCCAAAAAUGCACUAUAUUGGAAUUUUAGAACCGGAAUUCUACGAGGCAGAUGUCGAGGUUAUUCCAAUGACUUAUCCCUUUGCCACAUCUCACAUUUGGUGGCCAAUUAAUCACACUGAUGAAAUAUCAAUGAGAUUUGAGUUUAAGAGUGCUAGAACAGUAGCUCAUCUUGCUUACAGCGAAGUAACAACGGACUCUGGACCAGGAUUCUGGGAAAUUAGACUUAACAAUGACAAACUGAGUCUGGACAUAAUGCUGGACAAUAAGAAUGCAUCAGUUCUGCAGUCAAUCAAGCAGAAAAUUGAAAGUAGCUCUGCCUGGCAUGCUAUUGAACUAUCGUACAGCGAAGGAGUUAUCAAUUUUACAAUUGACUAUCGUCAAACUGUUCUGCUUAAGUACAAUUUGUCCUUUAACAUUGGGGACAAAGUGGUCUUUGGGAGUAGUUUGAGAACAGCCCCAUCUGGACUUGUUGGCUGUAUGCGUGAUCUUGAGAUCUAUAAUUACCCUAUAGAACCUAGAUACGUAGUCAAAACUGAGAGGAUUGUCGGAGAGAUUACCCUGGAUAAUUGUAAGUAUGUGGAUCCCUGCAAGAGACCAAAUACUUGCGAGCACGGAGGGAAAUGCAUUGUAAAGGACGAUAGAAUUACGUGUGAUUGCAAGAACACCGGAUACAUUGGUAAAAAUUGCCACUUUACGAAAUACCGCAAAACCUGUGAAGAACUUGCCCUCCUAGGCUAUACAAAAUCCGAUGUUUACCUGAUAGACAUUGAUGGGAAUGGAAUUUUUCCUCCAGCUCAUGUAAAAUGUGACUUUCAGAGUUUGGAAAAUGCUACAAAGACCAUCGUUGAGCACAAUCUACCCUCACAAGUUGAUGUGAGAUCCUUUCAGUGGAAUGAUUUCAGUUUCUAUAUAACAUACCGGGAAUUCUCACCGGAAAUGCUUCAGGAAUUAAUUUCACACUCCCUCUAUUGUACCCAACACAUCAAAUAUGAUUGCUACAAAGCUCCGUUGGAAUUGCACUCUGCAACUUGGUUUAUGUCUUCAGCCAAGAAUAAUACCGUUGAUUACUUGGGGAAUGUCAAAAGAGGAUCCUGUCCAUGUUCAGUUAAUAAAACGUGCGAAGAUGCCAAUCAGAGCUGCAAUUGCGACAGCUCCAUUCAGGGAAAAUGGUUCUCAGACGAAGGAACCUAUUCAGAAGUUCAGAGCUUAGGCAUAACCCAAAUGUUUUUCCUGCAACAAACUAUCCUGGAUGAGGAGGCUCAAGGAAGAAUAACACUUGGACCUUUAGAAUGUGUAGAGACCAAUACCCAAAAAUACGUUGUCACAUUCACAACAUCUCAAUCCUAUAUUGAAGUACCGGGAUGGAGAAAAGGCGACAUAGCAUUUUCCUUUAGGACUACAGGAGAAAAAGCCAUCCUGUUAUUUCAACCUCCUAUUCGGCCAAACUACCCCUCCUUCAUGGUAGCCCUAACAGGAGAUUACCAAUUAACUUUUAACUUUACAUUGAGUACUGGAACUACAAGAGAACUGGUCAUCAACAGCAACAGAAAACUCAAUGCAGGAGAAUGGCAUAAAAUUUGGAUAGACUACAACGAGUACCAUGUUCGAUUCAUGAUUAACACGGAUUAUCAGAUGGUUGAUUUGCUACCAGAAGAGGAAUUUGGACCCUUUGAGGGUAGCAUGUUCAUCGGAGGAGCUACAUCGGAUUUGCUAAAGAAACUCUCUGUGAAACAGGGAUUAAUUGGAUGCUUCCGUGGAUUGGUUGUUAAUGGUGAAAUCCUGGAUAUCUACAGCUAUAUGGCUGUGCAUUUGUCUGAAAUCAUAAAAGACUGCAAACCAUCAUGUGUUCCCAAUCCUUGCAAGAAUGGGGCCUUUUGCAAAGAACUCUGGAGUACUUUUCAGUGCGUCUGCAACAAUCCUUGGGCUCAUGUUGGUGAAUUUUGUGAGACUAAUCUCAACGAAAAAGCCCUAACAUUCCUCAACAGAGAAUCUUACGUGAAGAGAAACUACGUGGGAGCUCUACAAAGCUCAUCUGAUGUGGAUAAACAAAUCUGGCGAGAUAUUUUAGCGGAAAAUCUUUUGAUCAACCUAAGGACAUACGACAACUAUUCCCUUGUCUUCUAUGCCAAUGAUCAUUACAACAAUUUUGUCCAUCUCUACAUCAACAAUUCGCAAGAAGUUAAUUUUCUAUUUAACAGCGGCCACAGAAUUGUUAAUCUAACACUCCGGCAUGAAAAUCUCAAUUCGGGAAAGAGUGCUCAAGUGGCUAUUAUUCGAACACCUGAAACCAUCUCGAUGUAUGUCAAUGAUAAAAAUGUCACUAUCCCAAGAGGUGAUGCCCUACUACUUGAUUAUUCAAAUACUCCAUGGGAAAAUCCCGAAAUGGAAGUUUUAUCUCCCCAUAGACCUCCAGCUCCGCCAACUGAGUACUUUCAGAUCAACAUCGGAGGGUAUGACUCUAGAAAUCUUCUGAAAACAAAUAGAGAUGCUGCCGAUUUGCAGGGAUUCGUAGGGUGCAUUGGAGGAUUGAAGAUUGGAGAGACUUUGAUUGAUCUUGAGGACUUGGUUGAUCCUGAUUUGUCCCAUGGAGUUCUUUCCCACUGCCAAAUCCUCUGUGAUGCUGAACCGUGUAAAAAUGGUGGGAUUUGCACAGAACACUUUGCAAGGCAAGAGAGUUCCUGUGAUUGUGAGCAUACCAGUUUUGUGGGAGAGUUCUGCAGUGAGGAGAAAGGAGCUGAUUUCAGUGGAGAAGCCAUUAUCCAGAGGAAAUUUGUUCUUGUUGGAAAAGUGAACUACGUGAAGCUUCAAUUGGCCUUUUCUAGUGAAGAUUUCCGGAGAACUAGUAGAAUUAUGCUGCUAGUUCAGACGGAAAAUCACAGAACGUACUACCUAAUGUUGGGUAUCAGUGCCGAUGGACAUUUGCUGUUUGAGGAAGAUCGAGAGGGAGUUGCUGUAAAGGGCAAGGUGGAAAUCAACUUCCUCAACAAUGCACGGCAUUCAGUGUAUUACGAGAGACAUGGGGACAAUGGAACUCUCUGGGUGGAUCGAGAAAGUGUCCCAUUACUUCCAUUCACUGUAAAUGCCAUAGCAGGAAUAGCAGCUGAUGACUUGGGAGUCAAUGAAGUACAAAUUGGAGGUAUUAAUACAACAGAUCCUAGAUUUGCCAUCUAUAAGAGCUACAGUGGUUGCCUUUCCAAUAUCCUUAUACAAGUCAAUAAUGAUUCUAUGAAGCCAUUGGAAGAGUAUAUGCUCUUCACUAAAACGGGAGCUGACAAUAUAGCAGUGACCAAUUCCCAGGGGGUCAGGAGUGCUCAGUGCAAUGCUCACUUUGACUCUGUGCAGAAGCUCAUCUCAGAGCCAACCCUCAAUUUUAGUCUGGCCACUGAUCGGACAUGGGUUGAAGAUCCUCCCAUAAAGAUCCCGUACAAGUCCAUUUACACGACGCUGACGAAAAAGGAAGAGAAGGCACCUGUUGUUGUGAUCACUCUGGCCAUUCUCUUUCUAGCCAUUAUCAUUGCUUGUGCCUUUGAGGUUUAUCGGUCCAAUCGUGCCUAUGCCAAGAGGAUAGAACGUGAGACGGAUGAGGGUAUUAUCAGGUCCAAGGAGGAAGCUGCUAAAAUCCACGAGACACCCAAGAUGGCCCUCAAAGGAGUCUCAUUCAAUGCUGUGCCACUCACUGAGCCACCGCCCCUUCCAUACGAAAGCAUCACCAAUCAGGUGGCCCUUAAACACUUAGAAAAUGGGAUAACUCCUAUUUAUGAAAAUCCCAGUGAUACUGAGGAGUGAAUAAAGUUUAUCUUGAA